This is a messenger RNA of Zootoca vivipara (common lizard), 1290 nucleotides long. RefSeq names its product short chain dehydrogenase/reductase family 42E, member 2 (gene SDR42E2). Gene Ontology annotation, molecular function: oxidoreductase activity, acting on the CH-OH group of donors, NAD or NADP as acceptor. Lineage: Eukaryota; Metazoa; Chordata; Lepidosauria; Squamata; Lacertidae. The record is from RefSeq and is a predicted model, not a curated record. Gene Ontology annotation, biological process: steroid biosynthetic process.
AUGGAGAAAUCUCAGCAGAAAGACCGGAAAAACCCCAAAUCCUCUAAACAAGAUGCCCAGCCUGUUGAACAGAAACUUGACACCAGUAACCGAGGGCUGAAGAAAGUGAGCAACAAGACAGUGAUAACAGGAGGUGCUGGCUAUUUUGGCUUUACCCUUGGCCGUGCCCUUGCCAAAUCAGGAACUAGUGUAAUUCUCUAUGACAUUAAGCAACCUAUCUGGGAAAUUCCAAAAGGAGUAGUACUCGUACAGGCAGACGUGAGGCACUAUGACCAGCUUUAUGCAGCCUGCGAAGGGGCAGACUGUGUCGUUCACGCAGCCGCGUACGGAAUGUCAGGAAUAGAACAAUUGCACAGGAGACAUAUUCGGUCUGUCAACGUCGGAGGAACCGGGGUCGUCAUUGAAGUCUGCAAGCGACGAAGCGUCUCCAGGCUGGUCUACACAAGCAGCAUCAACGUGGUGUUUGGCGGGAAAAACCUUUUUGACGUCGACGAGCAGAGUGCGCCUUAUUUUCCUUUAGCAGAGCAACUGAAUGAGUAUUCCAGAACCAAAUCAGUUGCAGAACAGAUGGUUCUAGGAGCAAACGGAGUGUCCUUAGCAGGAGGUGGCAAGCUGCACACCUGUGCUCUUCGACCGCCUGGCAUCUAUGGGCCGGAAGAACAAAGGCAUCUGCCCCGGCUAGCCUUGAAUAUUCAAAGAGGGAUGUAUAUCUGCACAUUUGGGGGACCAGAGACCCGGAUGAACUGGGUUCAUGUCAAGAAUCUCGUGCAAGCUCACAUCCUCGCCAUGGACGCUCUCACUCCUGAGAAGAACUAUAUAGCUGAUGGCCAGGCAUAUUUCGUCCACGAUGGCGAGAAGGUCAACAUUAUAGAGUGGUUAACCCCACUGUUUAAAGCAUUGGGUCACAAGAAGCCAUGGAUACGUGUUCCUAUUCUUUUUGCUUAUUAUUCAGCUGUGGCAAUGGAACACAUGCACCACGUGCUCGUGCCCAUUGUUGAAAUCACACCUUUGGUCACCAGAAAUGAGGUGUGCAACAUUGCUUACACGAACACAUUCAAAAUAGAUAAAGCCCGGCAACAGCUUGGCUACACUCCAAAAAAGUACUCGUUUGCCGACUGCGUGGAUCAUUUUUUGAAAACCAGGCCCCGCAAGAAGAGUUAUUUCAUGUUCAAAUGCUUCGUGGUGAUAGCCCUGUUCAUUGCCCUGAUCGUCCUGGCAGUUUACCGCCAAGAGGUUUUCGAGUUUGUUCACGAGAGCUGGGAAAAAUAUCGGCAUCUCGUCGUGCGAUAA